Xenia sp. Carnegie-2017 is the source of this 1954-nucleotide messenger RNA. Its product is annotated as ras-related protein Rab-10-like. The record is from RefSeq and is a predicted model, not a curated record. Lineage: Eukaryota; Metazoa; Cnidaria; Anthozoa; Malacalcyonacea; Xeniidae. Gene Ontology annotation, molecular function: GTP binding; GTPase activity. The transcript has 7 exons.
UAUAAUGCAACAGUAUUUAUUGACUUCGAGUGAUGAAGAGUAAAUAUUAUAUAUCAAUAUGUACAUCCAAUGCUAAAGCAUAUAUCCCAUCCCAAUUGACACUUGGCACAAAAAUCUUUCUAAAUCACCCACAUAAAGCUAAAUUUACUGUGACAUGCAACUCUGCAAUAUGGUCACCAACAUCAUCAAAGAAAAGCCCUUCAUAUGCAAUGUCGUUGAUGAAAACUAAUAUCAAGAAAUAUAUAUGUUUUGGAGAUUAAGCACAAGUUCUUUUUUGACUGUUUUGAUUAUAGUACAAAUGUUUAUGUUCAAUACAAGGUAUCUCUCAGAGCAACUCUUAGGAUGGAUUUAUGAUUUUUUUCAUAAUAUGCUGUUUUUCUCCCAAUUCUUCUGCCUUUACUAGCUGGUUUGAAUGGAAGCAAUGUAUACUAUACUAUGAGUUGCAACUUAAAUUAAACAUAUGUAUUCAAAUAUUGUGCACUCUCAAUGUAAUUUAAAAAUAUUAAAUUUGAUAAACAAAUGUAAAUAGAUUAGAUUCGAAGUAAACUAAGAAUUGCUGUUCUUGGAGGCUUGAAAUGUUAUCAGUCGAGUUGACAAAAAAGAACACACCCUCUUUAUUAUGUAAUUUACUCAUGUAAUACUUUUCCAUUAAGUCCCUUAUACAGCACAUUUAGAAAGGAACAGCAUUUGGCAUCAUUAUUCACAAGUGCUUGGAAAUGUAGAUACAAUUUUAGUAUCAUUUUUUUAUUUUAGUUGAUAUCAUCAAUUAUAUACUCUUUACGGAAUCCCAAUCCCCCUAGGGGCCUGUAAUAUAGUGUCAGAAUGCUGUAGUAAUGCAAUAUUUUCAUUUGUUACAUACAUUACGUAAUAUAUAAAUUUUUAAAUAGUCUCAUGACAUAUAAAGUCGAACUACGGUAACUUUUUAUUAAACAAGGUCAAAACAUCAACAAGCAACUUUCACAAGUGCAGCUGAAAGACUGCGAAGCGAAGUUAGGUAAAGUUGAUAGCCCAUAGAAGUGCAAUGGCUGCAGUUGAUCUGUCUAAAAUUGCCAACAAUAUGGUACGAUCCGUCGCAAGUGGUGAGAUGGUACCAAUGAGUAGUAUUUGGCAGAAGGCUACGGCAGUGGUUGUGUUCCUACGGAGGUUUGGAUGACCAUUUUGUCGACUGUGGUCAAGCGAGCUUAGCGAGAUCAAACCACAGUUGGAUGCAAACAAUAUUGUUUUGGCAGGAAUUGGUUUGGAAGAGCUUGGUGUGAAUGAGUUUGUCGAAGGGGGCUUUUUUAAAGGAGACUUAUAUGUGGAUGCAGAAAAGAAUAACUACAAAGCACUGCAGUUUAAAAGGUAUAACGCCUUAUCUGUUCUACCAGCAUUGGCUUCCAGAGUAACCAGGCUUGGUUAUUCUAAGGCUAAACUAAGGAAAAUCUCAGGCAACAUGAAAGGAGAUGGUUUCCAAAAUGGUGGCUUAAUCAUUGUAGCUGCUGCUGGUGAAAAGGUUUUGUUUAGUUUUAAACAAGAAUCUCCUGCCGAUCAUACUGAUAAUGAAGACAUCUUGAGCAUCCUUGGAAUUCGUUCACCAGGAGGAGAGCCUGGAGCAACAGCUGCUUCUGGAUAGGCAUGUUGUUGGUUUAUCAUCGAGCCAUUUAGAAGUUUAAAAAUUUUCAAAACUUGCUAAGCAUGUAAUUUAAUGAUGUAAUUGUAUUCAAUAGUUUCCAAUUUCGAUACAAUUAUUGAUGUAUUGGUAAUUAUAUCUGCAAGUUGCAAUUGAGGUUAUAGCUUUUUGUAUGGCAUCGUCAUAAUCAUUACGAACAUAUAAUUGCUUUACUGAUUGUCUAUAUUGAGUUCAUUUAACGUAUUUUAUGAUGUAAUCGGAUGUAAAGAGUAGUUGAUACAAAUCAGUUCGAUUGUUGAUAAUCUGUAUUACGUUUAUGAAGAAAAUAUACACAUGAUAGUAAAA